Messenger RNA from Ailuropoda melanoleuca (giant panda), 657 nucleotides. It is a transcript of the gene LYLDT1, whose product is annotated as chromosome 16 C12orf54 homolog. The transcript has 9 exons. Bases 89 to 415 code for a protein of 108 amino acids. NCBI's taxonomy places the organism in Eukaryota, Metazoa, Chordata, Mammalia, Carnivora, Ursidae. The record is from RefSeq and is a predicted model, not a curated record.
GGGUGAAGUACAACUUGAGAAGCCCAGCUAGGGCCUAGAGCUAUCUCCAUCUUCAGCUCCAGAGUUUCUGGUUUCUGUUCAAGGACAAAUGGCACAGCAUAUCUUCCAAGAUCAAGAACAAAGGACCUCCAGGUGGCAGAAUAGAAAAUCCACUGAUGACACAACAAGACCAAAGGAAAGACAGCUAACAAUCACUGAAGCCCUGUGGGACCAAGUGCUAAUGGCUUUUAGGGAUAUACAAAAGGAGCUGCAGGAAGAUGCUCGGAUUCGAGGGAUGAGCAACUGCUCCAUGACACCCAGGUCAUCUACAUCUGGGACUGGAAGUGUCGGGCCUCCAGAUUCUGGGAUGGUCCUAAAUUUGAGAAGCACUGGAGACCAGCCAUCAAGGGUUCACCUCCACAACCUAAGAAGAUAGUUCUUUGAUCGAUCAGCUUGCUACCCUGGACCAUAACCCUACAAUCAAGAGAGGAAGGCCUCUUCUGCUUCUCCUAGGGCACAGCUUUGGUCACCUGAAAAAGAGAAGUUAUUAAGCAGACAUCACUACUGCCCAGAAGAGAAAGUGAUACUCUUGGGCAGAGAUACCAGGAUCUAUGGCUGCACCUGGGAACUUGGAAAUCAAAUGAGACCCAAGCACAUCACAACUGCCAAGCAAAGAAA